Molecule: messenger RNA, 1015 nt
Organism: Erinaceus europaeus (western European hedgehog)
Lineage: Eukaryota; Metazoa; Chordata; Mammalia; Eulipotyphla; Erinaceidae
Gene: CBY1
Product: chibby 1, beta catenin antagonist
Exons: 4
Coding region: 70-453 (127 amino acids)
Biological process (GO): negative regulation of Wnt signaling pathway
Cellular component (GO): nucleus
Source: RefSeq, a predicted model, not a curated record
ACUGCUCACCCCUUGACAUUCUAUGACUCCAGGAGAAGUGCGCAUUGACCAUCUUCCGUCACAACAAAGAUGCCUCUCUUUGGAAGUACAUUCAGUCCAAAGAAGACGCCCCCACGGAAGUCUGCUUCUCUCUCCAACCUGCAUAAUCUGGACCGCUCAACCCGCGAGGUGGAGCUGGGCCUCGACUAUGGAACCCCCACGAUGAACCUGGCCGGGCAGAACCUGAAGUUUGAAAAUGGCCAGUGGGUUGCAGACACGGGGGUUAGUGGCGGCGUGGACCGAAGGGAGGCGCAGCGGCUCCGGAGGCGCAACCAAGUGCUGGAGGACGAGAACAAUCUCUUGCGGCUGAAAGUCGACAUCCUGCUGGACAUGCUCUCAGAGUCCACUGCUGAAUCCCAUGUGCUGGAAAAGGAACUGGAUGAACUGAAGGUUGUGAGCCGGAGGAGGAAAUGAAGACCCCAAAGUCUUUGUCAGGAGAGCAGGGAGACACUCCCACUUCCUGGAGUAGUAGGGUGUGGCUGAGGGACUUUUUAGGUCUUGAAAGAAAGUAUCACUAAUGUGGCCAGAGGGCGCUGGCACCCUGAGGUUGGCAUUGGAAAGGUGACACAUUAAGGGAGGGAACACAAACUGUGGUUGGGGGCCAGGCACAGGGAGACCAUUCUGAAGCACACAGAGAAAUCUGGGGCGAGGGCACAUGAGUGUUUCCGGUCACUUCCGGUGCAGAUGCACACAUCCCAUGGUCACCCUCAAUGUGCAGACUUUACCAGCAGCCCCUUGAGUGGGUGUUUGGGGUGUGGCACCUGUGAUCCAGAACCCUGCAUGGGGGUCACAGGUGAGUGCUCUCCUGGCUUUCUGUCCCAAAGGCCACUCUUCUCCUAUAGGGACAACUUACCCCCCCCCCAUGGCCUCUGCUUCAGCUCCUCAGCACCACGCAGCAGCUUUCCAUAGCAGUGCUAUGUUUUUGUGCUACUUUCCUGUUUACUUUUUUUCUUCUUGAUUAAACAAUGUUAUAUAA